UCCCUCUGAAACUCUUUUUAUAAUUCUCUCCUCCUCCCACCACCACCACCGCCGCCGCAGAGUUAGAAGAAGAAGGCGACGACGACGACGACUCAGGAUCAGAAUCAGAAUCAGAUGAAAGGCGAAUACUUGCACCCCAAGAAGACCAACUCCCCCACCGCCCCCAACUCAUCCGCCAUGUUCUCCAACCUCCACCACCAUCCCCGCCCCUUCUCCCAUCACUUCCAACUCGACGACGACCCCUCCUCCACCACCACCUCCUCCCCCGCCCCCACGCCCAACAAGCCCAGACCCCUCGCCGCCGACGGCGCCUCCAUCGAGGUCGUCCGCCGCCCCCGCGGCCGCCCCCCGGGCUCCAAGAACAGGCCCAAACCCCCCAUCGUCAUCACCCGCGACCCCGAGCCCACCAUGUCCCCCUACAUACUCGAGGUCCCCGGGGGCUCCGACGUCGUCCACUCCAUCUCGUCCUUCUGCCGCCGCAAGGCCAUCGGCCUCUGCGUCCUCGCCGGCUCCGGCGCAGUCGCCAACUUCACCCUCCGCCACCCCUCCGCUUCCCCUCCCGGUGCCACCGUCACCUUCCACGGCCGCUUCGACAUCCUCUCCAUCUCCGCCACCUUCGUCGCCCCCCAGGCCGCCUCCUCGACCUUCUUCGUGCCCGACGGGUUCAAGAUCUCCGUCGCCGGCCCCCAGGGCCAGAUGCUCGGCGGCUGCGUGGCCGGGCCGCUCGUGGCCGCCGGGCCCGUCUUCGUUGUGGCGGCCACCUUCAGCAACCCUUCGUUCCACCGGUUGCCCGCUGAAGAGGACGACGGCGGUGGUGGCGGCGGGAGUAGCUCGUUGUCCGGUAGGGGUGGGGACGGGCACUCGCCGCCGGCUUCGGGAGGCUGCGAGAGCGCGCCCCCUCCUCCGCAGCCGGCGGCGGCGGAUUCCGGAAUGUCGAUGUACAAUUGCCAUUUGGCUUCUGAUGUGAUAUGGGCUCCAGCUCCGAGGCAAGCACCGCCUUACUGAUUCUUUUUUUUUACUUCUCCUUUGUUGGGAGGAGGACCUCUGUUAAGUUUAGCUGAAUUUUCCGUUUCAGGGUUCUGAUUUUGCAACACUGUGAAUCCUUCUUUUUUUUUUUUUUUUUUUUUUUGGGCUUAUUGGAUUUGACCUUAGUUGUAAUAACGUGGAGAGUUGUUUUUUCUU
Molecule: messenger RNA, 1182 nt
Organism: Rhodamnia argentea
Lineage: Eukaryota; Viridiplantae; Streptophyta; Magnoliopsida; Myrtales; Myrtaceae
Product: AT-hook motif nuclear-localized protein 28
Exons: 1
Coding region: 115-1005 (296 amino acids)
Cellular component (GO): nucleus
Molecular function (GO): DNA-binding transcription factor activity; minor groove of adenine-thymine-rich DNA binding
Source: RefSeq, a predicted model, not a curated record